This is a messenger RNA of Arabidopsis thaliana (thale cress), 1209 nucleotides long. RefSeq names its product Cysteine/Histidine-rich C1 domain family protein. The coding region runs from base 1 to 1209 and encodes 402 amino acids. The record is from RefSeq and is marked reviewed. Lineage: Eukaryota; Viridiplantae; Streptophyta; Magnoliopsida; Brassicales; Brassicaceae. The transcript is spliced from 3 exons.
AUGGUAACCUAUUUCUGGAAUAUCAUCAUCCCAAGUAUCAUCCCAAACCAAAAACACAUAGCCUAUCUCCAUCCGGUGAAGCAGUCAGCGAUGACCAUCUUCUUCAACCUCUUUUUUUAUGCCCAAGUGCACGAAAAUUUAAAGAUAGAACUGGGAAUAUUUUCCCGCUCAAUUCUUCCCCCGAGUUCGUCUUCUCUACAAGAAGUGCUACAUAUCAUUCAGUACUCCCGUUGUUUUGGUGCAACAAUAAAGAAUUCGAUAUUGAUGGUGGAUGCAAUAUAUGCCGUCACUCAAAUUUUGGCACUGACUAUUAUUUUUGUGACAUUUGCACGAAAAAGUAUCACAAAGAAUGCGUCGAGUCUCCACUUAAAAUCAAACACCCUUAUCACCCUCAGCAUUCGCUCCAACUUUACUUUCACUUCCUUCUUUACAGUAUUAAUUGUUUAUGCUGUAGAAGAAGAUGAUUGUAUGUACUCUCCAAGCGUCAUCAAGAUAUCACGUCACAACCAUCGUAUCUCCUACACUUUUUCUCUACGAUCAUGUGAAUGGUCUUGUGGAGUUUUUCAUCAAAUUAUUGACGGUGAUUAUGGUGCAUAUACUUGUGAUAAGUGUGGUCAUUAUGCUGUUCAUUCGAGAUGUGCUCUAGAGAAAAAUGUGUGGGAUGGAAAAGAUCUCGAAGGUUUACCAGACAAAGAUGAUAUUACACAAGAUGUUGGAUCAUUCAAUAUAAUAUCUAAGGAAGUGAUACUUCAUUUUCUCCAUGACCAUCAUUUCCGGCUCGAAGUCAGUAUACUUUAUAACGAAAAAAAACUUUGUCAAGCGUGUUAUUUACCUAUUUUCGAAGGCCGAGACGGAAAACUCAUAUGUCGCGUAUGCAAAACAGAACGUCAUAAUCAAUUAAAUUGCAUCAAAUGUGAUUUUAUUGUUUGUAUGAAGUGUGCUACAUUACCCUAUAGAGCAAGGUAUGAACAUGACAAACACUUUCUCACAGCUAUAUGGGAAGAAGAGGUCCGUGAAAAAGAUUGGUGCGAAGUAUGUGAACGUAAUUUAAGAGACACAAACACAAAAGUGUUCUAUUGGUGCGUUGAGUGCUGCACCAUUUUCCAUAUUGAAUGCGUACUAGGUAAAAACUCGAAUUUGAGUCUAAGCCAAACUCUCAAAUUCUGGGUUCAGCGGGCUCAAAUUCUUUUAGAAAAUCUUAAUCUGUAA